This is a messenger RNA of Populus euphratica (Euphrates poplar), 1250 nucleotides long. Its product is annotated as histone H1-like. Gene Ontology annotation, cellular component: nucleosome; nucleus. The record is from RefSeq and is a predicted model, not a curated record. Bases 156 to 1004 code for a protein of 282 amino acids. The transcript is spliced from 2 exons. Gene Ontology annotation, molecular function: double-stranded DNA binding; structural constituent of chromatin; nucleosomal DNA binding. Lineage: Eukaryota; Viridiplantae; Streptophyta; Magnoliopsida; Malpighiales; Salicaceae. Gene Ontology annotation, biological process: negative regulation of DNA recombination; nucleosome assembly; chromosome condensation.
CGUCAUCUUCUUCACACAAGCGGAAAAAAAAAUCAAGAAUCGCCAGCGAACCAGACACCACCAGAUCCAAUCUAAUCUCCUCCUUACCCAGUUCUUCAUUGGAUUCAAUCCCCUCUCUUCUCUCAUACCCUAAUUGAAUCCCAAUUCUCUAAAAAAUGUCCUCUGACGAACCCAUUGUCACCGUCGAUGGCAGCACUGAGCCGCCAACUUCUGAACCAGCUGAUGAUAAGCCGGCCACCAAACCCAGCAGAGCUAGAAAAGCCAAGGAACCUAAAGCCAAAAAAGCUCCUGCCCCUAAAAAACUCCAUCCUCGUUCCCCUUCCGCUCACCCUCCUUAUGAAGAGAUGGUCAAGGAUGCUAUAGUGACAUUGAAAGAGAAGACAGGUUCGAGCCAGUACGCGAUUACCAAGUUUCUCGAAGAGAAACACAAACAACUGCCAUCAAAUUUUAAGAAGCUUCUGUUGUUUCAUUUGAAGAAGCUCGUGGCUGCCGGUAAGAUUGUUAAAGUCAAAGGAUCCUUCAAGCUUCCAUCGGCUAAAUCAUCCGCUCCAGCUAAAGCAGCUGCUGCUUCUCCGGCUAAAAAGAAGCCGGCAACUGCUGCCAAGCCCAAGGCUAAAUCUAAGCCAGCUGCUCCCAAGGCCAAGGAAACCAAGUCUACCAAGUCGACGGUUAAGUCACCGGCGAAGUCUAAAGCAGCUGCCAAGCCCAAGCCGAAGCCUAAGCCAAAAGCUGCAGCUGCUAAGCCAAAGGCUACCGCCAAGGCAAAACCAAAGGCCGCUCCAGUUAAGGCUAAAACCGCUGCUGCAAAACCUAAGACGACACCGGCAAAGCCCAAGGCCAAGGAGAGACCGGUUAAGGCUCUGAGGACUUCAUCGAGAACAUCUCCUGGAAAGAAAGCGGUGACAACCAAAGCCACGUCAAAGAAGGCACCGGCUAAAACUAUUAAGCCGAAGGGCGUCGGCGUCCCGAAGAAGAAAGUAGCAGCGAAGAAAGGAAAGAAGUGAGGAAUGAUCGAGGAGAGGAAUAGAGUGUAGUGCUUGUAGCGGUAGUUCUGUAAAUUCGGUGAUCUCUGAGGGGUGGGUUUGUAAUUUGAGUUACUAGGAAUCCCCACCAAGUAAAAUGGCAUCGGAUGUUAGGGCCUUUUUUUACUCUAUAUUUUUUGUUGGUUAUCUAGGGAUUUGAAACAGUAAUAGAUGUAAUGUUCAGUGAAAUUAUUUUAUGGUAGAAUAGAGCCUAGUUGCUUUCUUACA